Xenopus tropicalis (tropical clawed frog) is the source of this 1114-nucleotide messenger RNA. RefSeq names its product ribosomal protein S4 X-linked (gene rps4x). Gene Ontology annotation, molecular function: RNA binding; structural constituent of ribosome. The record is from RefSeq and is marked provisional. NCBI's taxonomy places the organism in Eukaryota, Metazoa, Chordata, Amphibia, Anura, Pipidae. Gene Ontology annotation, biological process: translation. Gene Ontology annotation, cellular component: cytoplasm; ribosome.
GAUAUUGAAUCUUAUCCCAUCCUCGUUGGCGGCGCUUUCCAUCGCUAUCCGACCGCCUCAGAGUGUGGGGAAUUGCCCUGAGCAGCAGAGUUAGGGCCCUAUUGGAGUAGAUUUAUAAACUGGGGCAUCACUAUGUGGGUGUCGGGUUAGAAGUAAUAGUCGCAGGCCGCUGUGGGUCUUUGGUGCUUGGCCGACUUGUUCCUUAUUAUACUGUAAUAGAAUCCGGUCUCGGCAUUCACCAGGGGACGUCUUAUAAAGCGUUGUGUAAUUCCUUGGCGAUCUGAAGGGAAACUGUGAAAAUGGCUCGCGGACCGAAGAAGCAUUUGAAGCGCGUUGCUGCGCCCAAACAUUGGAUGUUGGACAAGCUGACUGGUGUCUUUGCUCCUCGUCCAUCCACUGGUCCCCACAAGCUCCGUGAGUGUCUGCCCCUGAUCAUCUUCCUUAGGAACCGACUUAAGUAUGCAUUGACUGGGGAUGAGGUGAAGAAGAUCUGCAUGCAGCGCUUUAUUAAAAUUGAUGGCAAGGUCCGAACAGACAUCACAUAUCCUGCUGGCUUUAUGGAUGUCAUCAGUAUUGAGAAGACUGGUGAACACUUCCGUCUGGUUUAUGAUACCAAGGGCCGAUUUGCAGUGCAUAGAAUUACAGCUGAAGAGGCCAAGUACAAGUUGUGCAAGGUGAGGAAGACAUGGGUGGGAACCAAAGGCAUUCCUCAUCUGGUUACCCACGAUGCACGCACAAUCCGCUACCCUGAUCCUUUAAUAAAGGUCAAUGACACCAUCCAGAUUGACCUGGAAACUGGCAAGAUCACAGACUUCAUUAAGUUUGAUACUGGUAACCUUUGCAUGGUGACUGGAGGAGCCAACUUGGGGCGAAUUGGUGUCAUCACCAACAGAGAGAGGCACCCAGGCUCAUUCGAUGUGGUCCAUGUCAAGGAUGCAAAUGGCAACAGCUUUGCCACCAGGCUAUCAAACAUUUUUGUCAUUGGCAAAGGCAACAAACCCUGGAUCUCUUUGCCCCGUGGAAAGGGUAUCCGUCUCACCAUUGCUGAGGAGAGAGACAAGAGACUGGCAGCCAAACAGAGCAGUGGUUGAGCUCUACACAUCUUACUUUAAAA